GUCUUUUAUUAUUCGGUCGGCGGUCACGUGACGUGAUGCGGAAGUGACGCGCGGCACUCAAAAGAGUUCAGCAUCUGGGAGCCAAAAAAAAAAACACACCAGCUAGCUUCGUUUUCUCAGCAGACAAGCGGACUUUCGGAAGGCAAUAACACCUCGCGCAUUUGGGAUCAGACAGCCAUAAUGAAUCCCGUCUACAGCCCUACACCAACAGGGGUCCCCUUCACCAAUACGAAGGGUCUCGGCUAUCCAGCUGGAUUCCCAGUUGGUUACGCUGCAGCAGCCCCAGCAUACACACCGGGUGUUUACACAGGAGCCAACCCAGCCUUCUCAAGUGGUUACGCUCCUGGGACUCCCUUCAAAAUGUCCUGUUCUCCCAACACGGGGACUGUACCGCCAUACUCCUCCUCCACCAACCCAUACCAAGCUGCUGUCUACCCUGUCAGGAGCACCUACCCCCAACAUAACCCUUAUGCACAGGCGCUGAUCCCGUCACAGCAGCAAGGUACUUACUUCACACAGCCGCUGUAUGCAGCGCCGCCUCACGUGAUCCAUCACACAACAGUGGUCCAGCCCAACGGGAUGCCCGCUGCCAUGUAUGCUCCGCCCAUUCCCGCUCCCCGCAACAAUGGUGUUGCCAUGGGGAUGGUUGCCGGCACCACUAUGGCCAUGUCAGCUGGAACUUUGCUGUCAACUCCGUCACCAGCGCCAGCCGCCCUCGCCCCCCACCCCGUCACCAUGCCCACAUACCGGCCAGCUGGCACGCACAGCUACAGCUACGUGCCCUCGCAGUGGUGAACAGCAGGCCCAGCGCGGUUGGGAGACGCUAUAGUUAUGCAUUCACACUCCAGUGUUUCUUGCUCGCGGUGGUGGAUCUGCUCUGCCAGCGGCCUGUUUGUCUUCUUCCAGCAUAAUGUGAAUCUCAAACCACGUAGGUCCAUUUGGACGGGGGGGGAGGAGGAGGGGGAAGUCAUCCCCACGUCUCGAUGGAAUUAGGUCGCAUUCCACGCUGCUCCCCUACAUGCCUGCUGCGUAUCACACAUUGACCGGCCCUCGGCCUCCAUGCAAUUGUUUAUGCAGGUUUUUCUAGCUUCAACUAGCUCGUGGUGAAAAACGGAGUGCGGAUUAGUUUAUUUCCUCACCGCCCCUUCCCCCCUCCCCUCCUCUCCGUUUUGGAGGCGCAUCCGAUGUUGAAUGCAUGUUCUAUAUGUAGAUAUAUGAAGGUAAUGCUAUCUCAAUCUACUCGCUGCGAUAGAUGCAAAAUCCUACGAAAUAAGCUAGAGAUGGGCAUUGGAACUAACCAGCUGCACUACUUGGCUGCAACCAGCAGGGGCGCCGUUGAUCACUAUUUCCGACAACGUGGCUCUACAGCCAUUGAUCAUAUACAUAUAUAUAUAUAUAUACAGUACAGGCCAAAAGUUUGGACACACCUUCUCAUUUCAAUGUGUUAAAUUUAUUUUCAUGACUAUUUACAUUGUAGAUUGUCACUGAAGACAUCAAAACUAUGAAUGAACACAUGUGGAGUUAUGCACUUAACAAAACAAGGUGAAAUAACUGGAAAACAUGUUUUAUAUUCUAGUUUCUUCAAAAUAGCCACCCUUUGCUCUGAUGACUGCUUUGCACACUCUUGGCAUUCUCUGGAUGAGCUGCAAGAGCUUCACCUGAAAUGGUUUUCAUUUCACAGGUGUCAUAGUUUUGAUGCCUUCAGUGACAAUCUACAAUGUAAAUAGUCAUGAAAAUAAAGAAAACGCAUUGAAAUGAGAAGGUGUGUCCAAACUUUUGGCUUGUACUGUGUGUGUGUGUAUAUAUAUAUAUAUAUAUAUAUAUAUAUAUAUAUAUACAGUACAGGCAAAUAGUUUAAACACCUUCUCUUCAUUCAAUGCGUUUUCUUUUAUUUACAUUGUAGAUUGUCAUUGAAGGCAUCGAUUUAUAAAUGAACACGUGGAGUUAUGUACUGUCAUAGUUUUGAUGCCUUCAGUGACAAUCUACAAUGUAAAUAGUCAUGAAAAUAAAGAAAACUCAUUGAAAUGAGAAGGUGUGUCCAAACUAUUUGCCUGUACUAUAUAUAUAUAUAUAUAUAUAUAUAUAUAUAUAUAUAUAUAUAUAUAUAUAUAUAUAUAUAUAUAUAUAUAUAUGACUAUAUUGCUCUACAGCCACUCCUUUGCAACGUUAUUUUGACCCAUAUGCAGCACGAUGCAAAAGUCCGCCACAAGUUUUCUUGUUUUAAAUCCCCUUUUUUUACAGCUAUCAUUUUGACGCCGUAAAAGAAAAUAGUCGGAGGGGUGGCGCACGCACCAAGGAAGUUGCAGAUCCAUAUCGGUGAGGAUCUGAAUAAAGGUAUUACAGUUUAAGACACACACAUUUGCUAACUACAAAAUAUAUGUUACUGUUUUUUUGGGGGUCCCAAAUGAAGCAUUUUUAAACAUAAAAAUGGCUAAAUAAACAAUCUUAAAAUAUCACUACUAGAGGAGACCACGUUGUUCAGUAUCGUGGCCACUGAUUGGCUCAGCCUUAUAUUGAAAUAAGUAAUGAAAUUGUGUUAUUUAAUUUCUAGAGAGCUAUCUUAAGGUCCUAACAUGUUUUUUGUAUGCUCUAACUCUAAAAAUAUUUACUUUAUAAUGAAUAAUUCCUACAUUGUGGAAGUCCAUUUAUCGCUUAAUAAAUGAAGGAUGACUGUAUUCCUAAUGGUGGCUUUUGGAUAGUGCUGUACAUCUAUAUUUUUUUAAAUAUACUUAUAAAAAAAAAUCUGAUUAGUUAACCGUUUAAAAGUCAAUUUAGUGGAAUGCCCAUCUCUAAACGAACACAUCCAAAGGAAGUCAAAAGUAAUAAAAUUCCCAAUGCUGACUCACCUACUGUGAAAGAUGUUCAUGCAAAAAAAAAAGGAGGAAAAAAAAAAAAGCUGCACCAUGGCGUGCAGAACUGUUCUGUUUUCAAGGCUUUGUGUUUUACCAAGUGAUGCUUGUUCAUUCGACUUUUAUUUCUCUCAGCAAGCCCAUUGUAUGCCAAGUGUUUUUACCCGUAUUUUAGGAAAAGAUUGGGGCUAUUCCAACACGUAAUAAUUCAAAGUGCUCAGUAUCAAUAAGGAAAAGAGCAGAUUUUUGGCUUUUCUGCUCGGAACAGACUUGAUGUGUUUUAGCCAGUUAUGAAAAGAUAAAGAACGGUGCCAUAAAGUACGUCGUAAUCGUCUCAAUAUCGACCUUGUUCUGGAGUCAGUGGGCUGCACCGCGUUAAAGCAGUGAGCAGGGGAACUGCUUUAAUGUUUCAUGUUAUUUGUGUUGAAGCACUACUGACAAGGCACUAAUUGGAAGCAGUUACGGCAACGUUUGCGUUGACAUUGUCAGCAGUUGUAGCAUCAGGUUCUAGGCCGACCCGUCAGAAUCACCGUCUCGGACUUGCUUUGAUGAUGUCACAAUAAUCCGUUUUGUACAUGUUAUUUUUUUGUGCUUUUUGGUUCUUGUUUUGUAUUUCAAAGAAAGAGCAAAAAUAAAAACAAAUAUAAGACGAAAAAUUA
Nerophis lumbriciformis (worm pipefish) is the source of this 3508-nucleotide messenger RNA. It is a transcript of the gene fam168b, whose product is annotated as family with sequence similarity 168 member B. The record is from RefSeq and is a predicted model, not a curated record. NCBI's taxonomy places the organism in Eukaryota, Metazoa, Chordata, Actinopteri, Syngnathiformes, Syngnathidae.